AACUUCCAACACUUCUUCAUCUCUCGCCCAAGAAUAAAACUAGGAUUUUCAUGGAAUGAUCAAUUUAUAUAAACAUCCUUUCACCAACUCAUGAUAUAUAUAUAUAUAUAUAUAUAUAUAUGGUCAUGUUUGUGGCAAGAGCUAUAGGAAAGAAGGAUGGGGAGGAGUCCUUGCUGUGACAAAGCAAGCGUGAAGAAAGGGCAUUGGUCGCCGGAGGAAGACAAGCAGCUCAAAGAGUACAUAGAGAAGCAUGGCCAUGGUGGCAACUGGAUCACUCUCCCUCGUAGAGCUGGGCUUAAUAGGUGCGGGAAGAGUUGCAGGCUGAGAUGGCUUAACUACUUGAAGCCCAACAUCAAGCACGGUUGCUUCUCCGGCGACGAGGAAUGGAUCAUCGCCAACCUCUACGCGAGCAUCGGGAGCAGGUGGUCAGUGAUCGCCAGUCAUCUCCCAGGGAGGACGGACAACGACAUCAAGAACUACUGGAACACCAAGCUGAAGAAGAAGUUCUCCGGCUUGAUCAUCUUCGCUCAGCCGAGGAGAGCGAGAAGAAAGCCGGCGAAUUGUACCGGCUUUCCUCCCUCCUUGGUCGACGACGCUUCCCCCGUUCUCUUACCCUUCCCGAUCACUGAUCAGCACCUGCUGAGCUCCGGCGCGCCACCACCCCAGCUCCUCCACCCGCUCCCAUCCCAAUACGGUGACUGCGACCUCAUGGACUUGGUCGGCGCCAGCAGCAUCAACACGGACGAUCAAAACCCCAGCGGCUGCACUACCGUUGAUCACCUGGAGAGCUAUUUCUACGGCGGCGGCGACGCUGCCGCGGCGCUGUUGCAGUUCGACAUGGAGGAGUACGGUGGCCUGAUGCCUGACGUCGACGGGUGCACCGGUGCUGCAGUUUGGAGCUCGGUGGAGGCUACGUACUUGCAGUGACGAUCCAAAUGUAAGUGGAGAAAGACGACGCAUGCAGCUUCCUAGCUAUCUAUCUAGGGUUUGAUGAUAUAUCACGUGAGCUCGACAGGGUUGUGGAAGUGGCUGGUUGGUUUUGUGUUGCCGUCGAUGAUGACGAGAAGGGUUGGUGUGUGUUUUUUUGUGCGGGUACCUCGUUGAAUAAGGACGACAGUGAUCACACUGAUCACUAUGCUUUGUCACUCUCUCUUCACAGAAUGCUCGUAAUAAAUAUUUUUACU
Molecule: messenger RNA, 1184 nt
Organism: Zingiber officinale
Lineage: Eukaryota; Viridiplantae; Streptophyta; Magnoliopsida; Zingiberales; Zingiberaceae
Product: transcription factor MYB4-like
Exons: 2
Coding region: 157-927 (256 amino acids)
Source: RefSeq, a predicted model, not a curated record